AUGAAGCUUACAAUUAUUGCCAGUUUGCUCCUUGCAGCACCGCUUGUUUCCGCCCAAUUUGAUACGGUUUUUGCUUUGACCAAGGCCCUUGGUCUCACUGUGAAGUUCGACUGUGCCCUUCCUUGCAUCCUAGAAGCGGCAAAUAGGAUCCCGUGCAAUGGGAAAGGUCCUGCAGAUACAAUCUGUAACAACAUUGCUGCCAUCGCCACAGAGGCCAAGCCAUGUGCUGAGAAAUGCGACGCUGAUCGAGCAAGUACUUUUAUUCAGGAAUUGACUCAGUACGUUUGUAAACAGGGAGUUCCAAAGUCAGACCAACCUUCUAGAGUUGACCAAAAUAAGGAGGAUGGAAAGCAAGAUGAUACGGAAGACACAGGAACUGAAAACUCCCUAGGAGAUGAAGACGUGAGGGUUGGUUCAAGCGUGAAGGGCGAGCUUUGA
Clonostachys solani is the source of this 438-nucleotide messenger RNA. The record is from the annotation of a GenBank genome assembly. Lineage: Eukaryota; Fungi; Ascomycota; Sordariomycetes; Hypocreales; Bionectriaceae.